AACCACCAAUAAACUCCCUUUAAAGGCUCUUCUCCUCAUGGAUAAUGCUCCUGGUCAUGACCCUGACCUUGCCAGCAAUUUGGAGUAUCAAUUUGACUUUGUGAAAGUGUUGUUUUUGCCUUCAAACACUAAUUUAUACACCAAUGAGGAAAAGGCAGAAAUAUUAGAAAAGAUACAAGCAGUUGCCAAAGAUGAGGGUAAGAAGAUGGACUCCUCACCUAUGACACUGUUUGGCUACUUCAACGAGCGAGUGAGGGCCAACCUGCACUUGGUAGUGGCCAUGUCCCCCAUAGGUGACACCUUCGGGACCAGGCUCAGGAUGUUCCCCUCCCUCAUUAACUGCUGCACUAUAGACUGGUUUACUGCAUGGCCUGAUGAUGCCUUGGAGAUGGUGGCCACAUCACUGCUGCAGGAAACUAAACUGGAGGCAUCAUUGUUGGCUCACUGUGUCACUGUCUGCAAGUAUUUCCACCACAGCAUUGAUGACCUUGCCCACAGGUUCUAUGAGCAGCUGCGGCGGAGGUACUAUGUGACAUUGUGACACCCACCUCCUACCUGG
This is a messenger RNA of Homarus americanus (American lobster), 559 nucleotides long. Its product is annotated as dynein axonemal heavy chain 3-like. Bases 38 to 541 code for a protein of 167 amino acids. Gene Ontology annotation, molecular function: dynein intermediate chain binding; dynein light intermediate chain binding; minus-end-directed microtubule motor activity. Gene Ontology annotation, cellular component: dynein complex. The transcript is spliced from 4 exons. The record is from RefSeq and is a predicted model, not a curated record. Gene Ontology annotation, biological process: microtubule-based movement. Lineage: Eukaryota; Metazoa; Arthropoda; Malacostraca; Decapoda; Nephropidae.